This is a messenger RNA of Rotaria sp. Silwood1, 3282 nucleotides long. The record is from the annotation of a GenBank genome assembly. NCBI's taxonomy places the organism in Eukaryota, Metazoa, Rotifera, Eurotatoria, Philodinida, Philodinidae.
AUGUUUUUAGCAGCUAAUCGAAUAAUAAAAGCCAAUGAUCCAAUAUAUAAUGAAUCGAAAAAAUUUUCAAAAAAUCGAAUUUCAACAACAAAAUAUAAUAUAAUAACAUUUUUACCAAAAAAUCUUUUUGAACAAUUUACUCGACUUGCCAAUGCUUUCUUUUUAUUUUUACUUAUUUUAUUAUUUAUACCACAAAUUAGUUCACUUCAACCAAUCACUACUUUAUUAUCAUUAAUAUUUGUACUUGCAAUUACAGCAAUCAAAGAUGGUGUUGAUGAUUUUGCAAGAUAUCGAAGUGAUAGACAAGUUAAUAAUCGACAUUGUAAUAUUUUAAUUAAUAAAGAACUUCUUAGAAAAUAUUGGAGAGAAAUUAAAGUUGGUGAUAUAAUACGAAUUAAUAAUAAUGAUUUUACACCUGCUGAUAUGAUAUUAAUUUCAACAAGUGAACCUAAUGGAUUAUGUUUAAUUGAAACAGCUGAUUUAGAUGGUGAAACAAAUUUAAAACCUCGAGAAGCACUUGAAGUAACAGUUAAUAUUCAAGAUGAUUUAGAAAAAUUAUCAAAAUUUGAUGCUGAAAUUGAAUGUGAACCACCAAAUAAUAACUUUCUUCGAUUUGAAGGUACUUUAAAAUGGAAUAGACAAAUAUAUUCAUUAAAAAAUGAUAAUUUUUUAUUGCGUGGAACACGAUUAAGAAAUACAGAAUGGGCUUUUGGAAUUGUAUGUUAUGCUGGUCCAGAUACAAAAUUAAUGCAAAACAGUAAUACACCAAAAUUCAAACGAACGAAAAUUGAUAAUUGGCUAAAUAAAAUAAUCUUAGGAAUUUUUGUUUUUCUAUUUCUCAUGUGUUCUAUAAUGGCGAUUGGUUGUGGAUUUUGGGAAUAUAAUGUUGGUUCUAAAUUUCGCAUGUAUUUAUCUUGGGAAUCUUAUAUUUCAUCUAAUUCACGUACUGGUGCUAUUCAAAUGGGUUUACUUGUCUUUUUUUCCUAUGUUAUUUUAUUAAAUACUGUUGUACCAAUAUCACUUUAUAUUAGUAUAGAAUUUAUUCGUCUUUUUCAAUCGAAAUGGAUCGAUUGGGAUAAUAGUAUGUAUUAUGAACCAGAUAAUACACAAGCUCAAGCACGUACAGCAUCACUUAAUGAAGAAUUAGGUCAAAUUGAAUAUAUUUUUUCGGAUAAAACAGGAACAUUAACUCAGAAUAUAAUGACAUUCAAGAAAUGUUCUAUUCGAGGUAAAUUAUAUGGAGAUAUACCGAAUGAGAAUGACGACAAUAACCGAAUUGCUAAUGAAUUACAAGCAAUUAAAUUUAUAGAACAAGAUAAUAAUUUUGUUUGGUAUGAUAAAACAUUAAUCGAUACUAUUGAUAAAAACGAAGAUAAUGAUGUUAAUCAUUUUUUUACACAUUUGGCAUUAUGUCAUACAGUUGUGACUGAAGAACAGGAUGAUAAAAUUAUUUAUCAAGCUCAAUCACCUGAUGAAAAUGCGUUAGUAACAGCUGCACGUUCAUUUGGUUUUGCUUUUGUUAAUCGUACUCAAAGUAGUAUCACAGUACGUUUUCGAAAUAAAAUCGAGACCUUUGAUCUAUUAAAUAUUCUCGAUUUUAAUAAUUAUCGAAAGCGUAUGUCCGUUAUAGUGAGAAAACAUGGACAAAUUAUUUUAUAUUGUAAAGGUGCCGAUUCAGUGAUACAAGAAAGAUUAGAUCCAUCAGAAAAAAAUAUUAUGACAUUAACACAUGAUCAUUUACAUAAAGUUGCUAGUGAAGGUUUACGUACAUUAUGUUUAGCAUGGAAAGAAUUGAAUGCAAAUGAUUAUGAAAAAUGGGCAAAAAAAUUAAAAAGAGCUACUACGAGUAUGCAAAGACGUGAAGAACAGAUUGAUGAAUUAUAUGAAGAAAUAGAAAAGAAUAUGAAAUUACUUGGUAUGACUGCAAUAGAAGAUAAACUUCAAGAUGGUGUACCUCAAUGUAUUGAAAGAUUAACAGAAGCUGAAAUUAAAAUUUGGAUGUUAACUGGUGAUAAAAUUGAAACUGCAGAAAAUAUUGGUUUUUCCUGUCGACUUUUAACAGAUAAUAUGAUAAUAAAAAGAAUUGAUGUUGAAACAGAAGAAGAUGUAAUGAAUGAAUUAAAUCGUUUUCGAAUUGAAUUAAUCGAAAAAAUUCAACAAUCAUUUAAUAUUCAUAUUGAUGAUCAAAAUAAAAGACUUAAUUGGAAAAAUUUAAGUAUUGAUGAACAUAAAUUUACUCAACAUACAAAUAAACAAAUAAAUUCAGAUGAUUUUCAAGGUUUUAGUUUAUUAAUAACAGGACAUGCAUUAAUUCAUGCAUUAUCAGAUAAAUUAAAAAUGAAAUUUCUUGAACUUGCUACAAUGUGUAAAGCAGUUAUAUGUUGUCGAGUAACACCUUUACAAAAAUCACAAGUAGUAGAAUUAAUUAUGAAACAUGAUAAAAUGAUUGUAUUAGCUAUUGGAGAUGGAGCUAAUGAUGUUUCUAUGAUACAAAAAGCACAUGUUGGUAUUGGAAUUAGUGGACAAGAAGGUCGACAAGCUGUUUUAGCAAGUGAUUAUAGUAUUGGUCAAUUUCGAUAUCUUGAACGAUUAUUACUUGUUCAUGGUCGAUGGUCUUAUAUACGUAUAUCAAAAUUUUUACGUUAUUUUUUCUAUAAAAAUUUUGCUUUUACAUUUUGUCAAUUUUGGUUUGCUUUGUAUUGUGGAUUUUCAGCUCAAACAAUAUUUGAUGCAUUCUUUGUUACUUGUUAUAAUAUUUUUUUUACAACUUGUCCUGUUGUAGUAUUAGGUUGUCUUGAACAAGAUAUAAGCGCAAAUCAUUCGAUUACUAAACCUCAUUUGUAUAUAGUUGGUCAAAAAGAUAAAUUAUUUAAUAGAAAAGUAUUCGUUGAAUGUGCUCUACAUGGUUUUAUAUCAUCGUGUAUAAUUUUCUUUUUUUCCUACUUAUGUAUAUUAUCAAGUACUGAAUCAUCUGGUGUAACACUAACCGAUUUUCAAACAUUUGGUUUUAUGGUAGCAACUAUAUUAGUUAUUGUUGUUAAUAUAGAAAAUGCUCUUGAAAUGUGGUAUUGGACAGGCAUUUAUAUUUUUAUUUUAUUAGGUACAAUUGCACUUCAUUUUCUUUUACAUUUUAUUAUGUAUUCGACAAUAUUACGUAUAACUUUUAAAAUAAAUUAUCCAUAUGUUGGUAUUUUUCAAGUAGCAUUAAAAAGUGGAACAUUUUGGUUUACACUUCUACUUAUAUGUGCCAUACUUCUUUUACCUGUUGUUGGACGAGAGUAA